AGCCUGCUACACACAUGCAAGCAAGUCGUACAACUUGGCUUGAACAGACCAAAUCGUACAACUUGCAAGUGUGUGUGUAGAGCAAGUCGGAGCUUGAGUUGGGCUAGAAGUUGGGCAUGCGUGAAAUCGGACAAAACCGAUUGCGUACAGUUAAAUCGUACUGCAAGUCGAGACGUGUGUAUGCGAACACGGCAGAAUCGGCGAACUUGAGUAAAACAGAGCGUUCACUGCAACAACAUGGCCGAUCUAAGAAGUCUAUCCCGAGAUUUCCUAACGGAAUUUAUCGAGAUGUACCGGGAAAACCCGUGCCUGUGGCAAAUAAAAAGUAAGGACUACAGUAAUAAACAGAAGAAGAAUACUGCGUAUGCAAAAUUAGUAAAAAAACUUGAAGAAGUGGAAAAAAAUGCAACCAAAGAAAGGGCCGUGAAGAAAAUUAAUUCGUUGAGGACGUGUUUUCGGAAGGAGUAUCGCAAGGUUUUGGCAUCUGAGAGAUCUGGGGUCGGCACAGAUGAAUUAUAUAUACCAACUUUGUGGUAUUAUGAAUUACUUACGUUUUUGUUGGAACAGGAAGAACCUAAACCUUCAAGAAGUACAAUUUCUGAUGAUGAGGGUGAUGAUGUGCAGGAGGAACAAAACACACAAUCACUUGGUCCGGAAGCGGAAACGCAACAGUCGAAUGAAGAGACAAAUGAAACGCAACGUUCCGAUUAUGAAAGUGACCCACUAUCCCCUACUGUGGAUAGAUCAAGAACUCCAUCAUCUACGACAGUAGUGGCUCACCGUUCUAGAUCAGGAUCUAGGGCACCAUCUUCUAAUGGAGGAAAAAGAAUGAAGAAGGCAGACGCCGUGCUGGAUAUUGUAGCUCAAAAGUUGCAAGCACCAAAUCCAAUUAGGGAAUUUGAUAACUUUGCACACCAUGUUGCUGAGCAACUCAGGGAGGUGCCGAAACAACAAGCAAUUUAUCUUACAAAAAUUAUUAACGAUGGUAUCUUUGAAGCCCAGUGUGGAACCCUAACGCGAAACUCUCGCAUUGUGUCUCAACCUGCUGAGUUACCUGCACCUGAAGGGUAUUAUGUUGCUCCUUUAGCCCCAGCCCAAAAUACGCACCAUACACAAAAUAGAGUUAGUCAAGCGAGCAUAUAUCCGGAUCACUGCCAACACCAGGCGCCAAUCUCGGAGGCACUGGCAAACUAUUUUAGCAAUGUCGCACCAUAACAAUGUGUGUUUGAUUCCUAUGUAAUAAUUAUAAAAUAUUUCUUACGUGGUUUCUUACCUUCAUGUAUUUAUCUUUUAGAACGGUUAUUAUUGCUUUGCAUGUUUCGGGGAUUAUCUGCGACAAUGCUUGGGGUGAUAUAAUUACGGAAAACUUCAAGUCUUCGAAAGUUCGACCUGUUGCUAGAAAUCGCAGCGUUGCAGUUAAUCUUUCGUGAGGAGUAAUUGCAGCUCUCAUUACAGUGUCUUUCUUUCUAAUUAAUGGAGCAACACUACACAGUAAUUCCUCAUAAGUACCGGUAUCCAUUCUAAGGUAGUUUAACCAAUCGCGAGGUUCUAGUCUCAAUUCAUCUAAUAAGUUGGUAUGAGAAUAUUUGCCUCUUUUUGUUAACCAAUGCUUAGUCCAGCGUGAGCGUUUUUUUGAUUUUGAUUUCACGUACAGUGCAACUGCUGUGGCAAUAAGUAUAUCAUCCGAAGCCAUUGUUCAAACUAACUAGAUAGACACCUACCUACUAAAGUUGUUCCAUAAGUCGCGAAUUAAGUCUGUGCGCGUGGAAGCUCAAAACCACAACCGACUUUUCAGUCAACUUAGCUUGACAAGCCAAAUUGUACGACUUGCUUGCAUGUGUGUAGC
Messenger RNA from Photinus pyralis (common eastern firefly), 1846 nucleotides. RefSeq lists its product as uncharacterized. Bases 238 to 1215 code for a protein of 325 amino acids. The transcript has 2 exons. The record is from RefSeq and is a predicted model, not a curated record. Lineage: Eukaryota; Metazoa; Arthropoda; Insecta; Coleoptera; Lampyridae.